GCGAUGAAGGAGCGCGUUCCGGAGAUGUUUUGUUUGUUUCACAAAGUGCUGCGGGAAAGCAACGUGUCUUCUGCUGCUGCUGCUGACCGGGCCAAAGUUGUGCUGCGGGAAAUGAUAGCAGCAGCAGAAGCAGCAAUUCAAGCAGCAGGACACAGAGCAGCAGCAAAACGCAUUUUUGCUGCUCUCACUGCAACGGGAGUUUCUGCGGAACUCCGCUCCGGACUCGCCUUCAGAGACGCAGCUCGCAAGCUCCUCAAACAGGCGGAGACGGACUGGCCGUCUUUGGCAGCAGAGUUGGAGAGUUUGCGCAGCAAACUGCUGCAGCGGGAAAACACUUUAGUGAACUUAACUGGAGACAGCAGCAGCUUAGCUGCUGCAGCAGCAGGAGAGGGUUUGGAGGCGCUGCGGGGUUUGCUGGGGGCGCUGCCU
Molecule: messenger RNA, 429 nt
Organism: Eimeria tenella
Lineage: Eukaryota; Apicomplexa; Conoidasida; Eucoccidiorida; Eimeriidae
Exons: 2
Biological process (GO): proteolysis
Molecular function (GO): metal ion binding
Source: RefSeq, a predicted model, not a curated record